ACCAUAAUAAAGCAUGAACUAGUCCACACUCGCUAGUCUACCGAUUCAAAGCCCCCGCCAGCCGGAAAAAUGGAACCGUUACCCGGCAAACCUCUCCUCCUCCGCUUCCUCACCUUCCUCUCCCUCCUCCUUCUCAUACACGGCGGUAGACUCAACCUCGACCCUUCAGACCUUCAAGCCCUCAUCACCGUCCAAACCCAACUCGGCUUCCACACUCGAAACAAAGCCAAACCUACCAACCCAUGCAACACUCCCGGCGUCUUCUGCGAGAGAAGACUCUCCAACAACAACACCUACGUCCUCAAAAUCACUAGGCUCGUCUUCAAGUCCCACCUCCUCUCCGGCUCUCUUUCUCCGGCGAUCGGACGUCUAACGGAGCUCAAGGAGCUCUCUCUUUCCGACAACAGCCUCGUUGACCGAGUCCCGUCCCAAAUCGUUGACUGCAAGAAGCUCGAGAUCCUCGACCUCGGAAACAACCAGUUCUCGGGUGAGGUUCCUUCUCAGCUGUCUUCUCUAAUCAGGUUGAGGAUACUAGACCUCUCCUCCAACAAGUUCUCCGGCAACUUGAGCUUCUUGAAGCACUUUCCCAACUUGGAAAGUCUCUCCAUUGCCGACAAUCUCUUCACCGGGAAGAUCCCAGCUUCGGUUCGUUCUUUUCGCAAUCUUAGGUACUUCAACUUCGCCGGAAAUGAGUUCCUUGAAGGCUCGGCGCCUAAGUUGAAACGUGUGGAGGUUGAGGUUCCGAGACGUUUCAUAUUUGCUGAAACUUCAAACUCCACCACGGCAGCGAAGAUCAACAAUAGUAACUCCAUCGCUGCUGGACCUAACGGCGCUCCAGCGCCAAGUCCGGCUGCAACGCCGACAAAUAAGAACAAGAAGAGCAAGAAGAAGAAGAUUGGAGGCUGGCUGCUGGGGUUCUUUGCAGGAGCGCUGGCUGGGAGUAUAUCCGGGUUCAUCUUCUCUCUGCUGUUCAAGCUGCUCUUGGCUGUGGUGAGAGGUGGAGGCAGGGAAUCUGGUCCAGCCAUUUUCAGUUCUCUGAUCAAAAGGAAAGAGGACUUGGCUUUUCUGGAGAAAGAAGACGGGCUUGAUUCGUUGGAGCUCAUUGGAAGAGGAGGAUGUGGAGAAGUUUACAGAGCUGAGAUGCCAGGAAGCAACGGGAAGAUAAUAGCUAUUAAGAAGAUCAUUCAGCCUCCUAAGGACGCCAAUGAGAUGGCCGAAGAAGAGAGCAAGCAGAUGCACAAGAAGAUGCGUCAAAUUCGGUCGGAGAUCAACACCGUGGGACAAAUUCGACACCGGAAUCUGCUUCCUCUGUUGGCACAUGUGCCUAGGCCGGACUGUCAUCUGCUGGUGUACGAGUACAUGAAGAAUGGGAGCUUACAGGACAUUCUGAAAGAUGUUUCUGAAGGGAAAAGGGAGCUGGAUUGGCCAGCAAGGCACAGAAUUGCACUAGGAAUCGCUUCAGGGCUUGAAUAUCUCCAUAUCAACCAUUCACCUCACAUCAUUCACAGGGAUCUCAAGCCGGCAAACGUCCUGCUUGAUGAUGAUAUGGAAGCUCGAAUUGCAGAUUUUGGACUUGCGAAAGCAAUGCCUGACUACCAGACGCAUAUCACGGCUUCAAAUGUGGCGGGAACAGUGGGUUAUAUUGCACCGGAGUAUCAUCAGACACUCAAGUUCACAGAAAAGUGUGAUAUAUACAGCUUUGGGGUGUUGCUUGGGGUAUUGAUUAUAGGAAAGCUUCCCUCUGAUGAUUUUUUCCAGAGCACCAGUGAGAUGAGUCUGGUUAAGUGGAUGAAAAAUGUGCUGACUUCAGAGGAUCCUAAGCAAGCAAUCGACCCAACAUUGAUGGGAAAUGGAUUUGAGGAGCAAAUGCUCUUGGUUCUAAAGAUAGCAUGCUUUUGCACAGUGGAUAACCCAAAGGAGAGGCCUAAUAGUAAGGAUGUUAGGUGCAUGUUGGAUCAAAUCAAGCACUAAGUAUCAGCAUAGCAGCAUAGAUGUAUGAAAUGAAUGGAAAAUUCUGCUGGAUGGAUUAUGUCUAAUAUGUAUCAUCCAGGUAGUUGUGUAAUGUCAUACAGCCUGUUGAAUAAGAAAAUAUU
Messenger RNA from Fragaria vesca subsp. vesca, 2093 nucleotides. Its product is annotated as leucine-rich repeat receptor-like serine/threonine/tyrosine-protein kinase SOBIR1-like. NCBI's taxonomy places the organism in Eukaryota, Viridiplantae, Streptophyta, Magnoliopsida, Rosales, Rosaceae. Bases 70 to 1971 code for a protein of 633 amino acids. The record is from RefSeq and is a predicted model, not a curated record. Gene Ontology annotation, biological process: protein phosphorylation. The transcript has a single exon. Gene Ontology annotation, molecular function: ATP binding; protein binding; protein kinase activity.